This is a messenger RNA of Rhea pennata, 3202 nucleotides long. It is a transcript of the gene INTS6, whose product is annotated as integrator complex subunit 6. NCBI's taxonomy places the organism in Eukaryota, Metazoa, Chordata, Aves, Rheiformes, Rheidae. The record is from RefSeq and is a predicted model, not a curated record. The coding region runs from base 333 to 2783 and encodes 816 amino acids. Gene Ontology annotation, cellular component: integrator complex. Gene Ontology annotation, biological process: snRNA 3'-end processing. The transcript is spliced from 17 exons.
GAAGGUGGGAGCGGGGGGAAGGCUAGCAGCAGCGCAGCCCUAUCCGCCUCUCCCUCAUAAACCAGCCUGUGUUGGGCUGAGCAGGCCCCUCACACAAAGGAGGGCAGGGCAGGCAGGGCUGCCCCCUUCCCCCCCUCCUCGGGCGAGGGGCAGCGCGGAGGCGCCCUUCCCCGUGCAGAGCACUCACAGCCACUUACUCCUCUCCUGUCCCCCCCCUCCUCGUCUUCUUCUUCUCUUCUCUUCCCCCCUUCCUCCCACCCCGCCCCGCGGUUCUCCCCUCAGCCCCCCGCCCUCUGUCCAUGUAGCCGCCUGGCCGCCGGCCCCUCCGCACUAUGCCCAUCUUGCUCUUCCUGAUAGACACGUCCGCCUCCAUGAACCAGCGCACCCAUCUGGGCACCACCUAUCUGGACAUAGCCAAAGGCGCUGUAGAGACUUUCAUGAAGCUCCGCGCCCGCGACCCGGCCAGCAGGGGCGACAGGUACAUGCUGGUCACUUUCGAGGAGCCUCCCUACGCUAUCAAGGCUGGAUGGAAAGAAAACCAUGCCACGUUUAUGAAUGAACUCAAAAACCUUCAAGCUGAAGGACUUACGACUCUUGGCCAGUCCCUAAGGACAGCUUUUGAUUUAUUAAAUUUAAAUAGAUUAGUAACUGGCAUAGACAACUAUGGGCAGGGAAGAAACCCCUUUUUUCUGGAGCCAGCAAUAAUUAUAACAGUUACAGAUGGGAGUAAAUUAACUACGACCAGUGGGAUACAGGAAGAGCUCCAUUUACCUCUCAAUUCCCCUUUACCUGGAAGUGAGCUGACUAAGGAGCCCUUCCGAUGGGACCAGAGGUUAUUUGCUUUGGUUCUCCGUCUGCCUGGUAUUACAGCACCAGAGUCAGAGCAGAUAGCAGGAGUGCCUGUGGAUGAUUCGGCAAUCACACCGAUGUGUGAAGUCACAGGAGGUCGAUCGUAUUGUGUGUGCUCUCCAAGAAUGCUGAAUCAGUGUCUUGAGUCAUUGGUGCAAAAAGUGCAGAGUGGAGUAGUAAUAAAUUUUGAAAAAGCUGGACCAGAUCCCUCACCAAUUGACGAUGGGCAGGUGGAUAUAUCUAGACCCUUUGGACCCCAACCUUGGCACAGCUGUCACAAACUUAUUUAUGUCCGACCAAACCCUAAAACUGGGGUGCCUAUAGGUCAUUGGCCUGUACCUGAAUCCUUUUGGCCAGAUCAAAAUUCUCCAACACUGCCACCCCGCACAUCUCAUCCUGUGGUGAAAUUCUCCUGCACUGACUGUGAACCGAUGGUCAUUGACAAACUGCCUUUUGAUAAAUACGAGUUAGAGCCCUCACCACUGACCCAGUUUAUCCUGGAAAGAAAAUCCCCACAGACCUGCUGGCAGGUAUAUGUGAGCAAUAGUGCAAAAUAUAGUGAACUUGGCCACCCUUUUGGUUACUUGAAAGCUAGUACAGCGCUGAAUUGUGUGAACUUAUUUGUGAUGCCUUACAAUUACCCCGUCCUCCUUCCGCUGCUAGAUGACUUAUUUAAAGUACACAAGGCAAAGCCAACGUUAAAAUGGCGGCAGUCAUUUGAAAGCUAUUUGAAGACGAUGCCUCCUUAUUAUCUUGGGCCUUUGAAGAAAGCUGUGAGAAUGAUGGGGGCACCAAACCUUAUAGCUGACAAUGUGGAAUAUGGACUUAGUUACAGUGUCAUUUCAUAUCUCAAAAAGUUGAGUCAGCAGGAUUUGAAACCUCAGACUUUUAGAAAUGCUUAUGACAUACCCAGAAGAAAUCUUUUGGAUCAGUUAACACGAAUGAGAUCUAAUUUACUGAAGAGUACUUGCAAGUUCCUCAAAGGACAAGAUGAAGAUCAAGUUCACAGUGUACCUAUAGCACAAAUGGGAAACUAUCAGGAAUAUCUAAAACAAAUACCAUCUCCCCUCCGAGAGCUUGAUCCUGAUCAACCCCGAAGACUCCAUACAUUUGGCAAUCCAUUCAAACUGGACAAAAAGGGAAUGAUGAUAGAUGAAGCAGAUGAAUUUGUAUCAGGACCUCAAAAUAAACAUAAAAGACCUGGAGAACCAAAUAUGCAAGGGAUUCCGAAAAGACGUCGGUGUAUGUCCCCGCUGCUCAGAGGCCGACCACAAACUCCUCCAGUUGUGAAUAAUCAUAUUGGAGGAAAAGGGCCACCCACACCAAUCACACAAGCACAGCUAGACCUUGUUAAACCUAUUCCAGUUCACAAAACCUCAGAAACUAAUAAUGAGAUUGCAAUGGAUGAUGUGAUUGAGAAUCAUGUUACAGACCCACUUUCAUCAGAUGUUUUCCCAAAUACUGUGGAUUCAGAGUUUUCAAUGUCCUCUUCUCCAUUCAAUUCAUUGGAUCGACCUGCCACUCAUACAGAGGAUGUAGGCCAUGAACAUUUGGGGAACAACUUGAAUGUUGAUGGGUUUUUGGAAAAUCAUGAGGAAUCAGGUAGUAAAGAUCAAAGUACUGAAGAAAACUUGCCGAUGUCUUCACCCAGCAAAGGGAAAAAAGCAGUGCAUUGCAGAAGUUCCAGAGAGAUUAAUAUAGAGCUAAAAGCACAAAUUAUGAAAGAGAUAAGAAAACCAGGAAGGAAGUAUGAAAGAAUCUUCUUUUUGCUGAAGCAUGUACAAGGAAGUUUACAAACUCGCCUGAUAUUUUUACAAAACGUUAUUAAAGAAGCUUCAAGGUUUAAAAAACGAAUGCUGAUAGAACAGCUUGAGAGUUUUCUGGAAGAAAUCCAUCGCAGAUCCAAUCAGGUCAACCAUAUUAACAGCAGCUAAGAGACUCUGCACAGAAUAAAAAGCCACAGCAGGGCUCUGCUGUCCUUACUUGCAUUCAUUUUUGACAUGCACUCUUAUCUCAAAUCCCAUAUCUGAAAGAAUGAAAAGCUGCUCUAUAAUAUGAUGAGAAAAGUAUCCAUCAUCUUUUUUUCUUCACUUCUGUUAUUUUUGUAAUGUGAAAAAUAUCACUAAAACAUUUUUAUUUAACUAAAUGGAGAAUUUCUUGCUUGUCAUUGACUUAAGUGUCACUUUCCCUCAGGUUCUAUUUUCUUAUUCCAACCUUCAAAACUAUCACCUCUAAGGUUGAACUUUGCCAAAAAAAAAAAAAAAAAAAAAAGUUGCUUUGUAAUUUUCAAAAAAAAAAAAAAAAGCACAUACAUUAAACAAGGUAAUGUUUUGUAUAUACAGUUAUUUUGGAU